Molecule: messenger RNA, 430 nt
Organism: Bombina bombina (fire-bellied toad)
Lineage: Eukaryota; Metazoa; Chordata; Amphibia; Anura; Bombinatoridae
Gene: ROMO1
Product: reactive oxygen species modulator 1
Exons: 3
Coding region: 128-367 (79 amino acids)
Biological process (GO): protein import into mitochondrial matrix; protein insertion into mitochondrial inner membrane
Cellular component (GO): TIM23 mitochondrial import inner membrane translocase complex
Source: RefSeq, a predicted model, not a curated record
CGGGAGAUAGGGGCGGUGUGACCAAGGGCAGGAGGAGGAGGCGAGAACGCAUCUUCCGGGAGAGGAGGAGGCAAAAGUCGUCAUCAGAGAGCUGCGGCCUUGAGAGACAGCAAGGGAUACCGUAAAGAUGCCGGUAGCUGUUGGACCCUAUGGCCAAUCACAACCCAACUGCUUUGACAGAGUGAAAAUGGGCUUCAUGAUGGGGUUUGCAGUGGGUAUAGCAGCAGGAGCUUUAUUUGGCACCUUCUCGUGCUUGAGAGUUGGAAUGAGAGGACGGGAACUCAUGGGAGGAGUUGGAAAGACUAUGAUGCAAAGUGGUGGCACAUUUGGAACAUUUAUGGCCAUUGGAAUGGGAAUUAGAUGUUAACUGUUAAAACAUUCCUGCAUUAUGUAAAUGUAUAAACACAAAAAAAAGACUGUCUUCAUAGAA